UUAAAUGGAAAUCCACACCAGCUCCAGAUCAGUUGGAUCCCACCAAGAAAUCCAGAUAUAAAUGAAUUUCUAAUAUAUGAGAUUAGCUAUUGGAAGGAUAAAUCUGGCCCUGCCUCAGAAAAGAGAGAGACUGUUAAUGCCAAACAGCAGCAUGAUCUUCAAAACUUAAAGGCGGGAAUCAGGUAUAUGGUCCGACUGCGCACCAAACCUGAUGGCAUUUCGUUUGAUGGGUUCUGGAGUGCCUGGUCAGAUGCAGUAUCAGCUGUAACUCCCUAUUCUUCAGAUGAAAUACAUUUACGAUGUUCAACCUCUGAUCUCCAGUACAUAACCUGUCAGUGGAAAGUGAAUAAUACUGAGUCUGUUGCUCUUUAUAGUUUGUACUACCAGACAAGGAAGGUGGAAUGGAAAAAAUGCAGCAAUCAAAGAAAUGCUACCACAAGUGAUGCCAUCACAUACCGCUGCACAAUUGCAACAUCAGAAGUCAAUAAGACUGUUAUUAUCAUUAAUGCAUCCUACCCAGAUCACACACAGACGUUUUAUAAAAAGCCUUUCAGGACUGAAAAUGUUGUUCGUCCCAAUCCCCCAAGAAUUAUAACGAUUGAUAUCAACACAACUGGUGGGAAGUUACGUCUCUUUUGGGAGCCACCAAUCAGGAAACUCCUGGGACAAAUGAUUUAUCAGGUCAGAUACUCUGAGGAAAAUGGCACAGACUGGAAGACACUACUUAUCCAGAAGCCAUUACACAGUGAGCUCUUGGAUCUUCCGCACAGUAAAACAUAUUACAUGCAACUUAGAGCUAAACCCAAUGGAGUCAAAUACAGAGGUUACUGGAGCAGCUGGUCAGACACCUUCACUGCUACAAUCCCAGGUUCUAUGAAUCCGACAGCAGUGUCCCUUGUUGUUGGUGUCACAUUACUUUUGGUGAUAGCACUUUUUGUGUCCCAUCUCAUCUUUCCAAAUGUCUACAGUAAUGUGAAGAACAAGCUUUGGCCACAGAUUCCAAACAUGGAACGGCUCCUGGAAGGAUAUCUCAAUGAUUUUCAGAAAUAUUCCCAGCCUUUGCAGCCUACCUGUGACAAAGGUGUUGAUGAUGAGAUCCUGCCUCCAGUUCUGGAAAUCAUUUCUGAAGUAAAUGAAAGUGAGAACAUAAAAUGUGUGGAAAUGCAAGAGGAUGCCUGUCAGAAAUACCACUUCAAUGAAUCCUCCACCAUCAAGCAACACAGAGGAAUGCCGAACCAUGAAACUGAAAAUUCCAACACCCCCAGUCAGAAUUAUGUCAUUUUAGAUUUGCAAGACUCAUCAUCUCUUCCUGAGGAAAACAGUAACUGUCACAAGAGAGACGGAUCUAGCUCAUUGCAGAAUUCUCAAUUAAGAGUAUGUCCACUGAUCUCUGACACAAAGAAUCAUAAAGAACGUUUCGGAAAUGACAUCAAUGGGAAUAAACAGUUCUUGUCAGUGCAGUCGGUUAACAUCAAUAGCAUGAAGCAACAACACCCAACAUCGUUAGUCAGUUAUGAUGACAUGUUCUAUCUCUUUGGUCACUUGAAUUUAUCAACAACUUUUGAUUAUCGAUCAAUGAGUACAACAGACAUUUCAAACCAUUCAUAUCUCCUACUUCCUGAUUUAGCCCCAGAUAUUUUCUCACAACAGUUCUCAUUGGCCAAAGAAUAA
Messenger RNA from Hemiscyllium ocellatum (epaulette shark), 1671 nucleotides. Its product is annotated as thrombopoietin receptor-like. Gene Ontology annotation, cellular component: external side of plasma membrane. Gene Ontology annotation, biological process: cytokine-mediated signaling pathway; positive regulation of cell population proliferation; hemopoiesis. NCBI's taxonomy places the organism in Eukaryota, Metazoa, Chordata, Chondrichthyes, Orectolobiformes, Hemiscylliidae. Gene Ontology annotation, molecular function: protein binding; cytokine receptor activity. The transcript has 9 exons. The record is from RefSeq and is a predicted model, not a curated record. Bases 187 to 1671 code for a protein of 494 amino acids.